Messenger RNA from Nothobranchius furzeri (turquoise killifish), 1856 nucleotides. Its product is annotated as Serine/threonine-protein kinase pdik1l-B-like. The record is from RefSeq and is a predicted model, not a curated record. NCBI's taxonomy places the organism in Eukaryota, Metazoa, Chordata, Actinopteri, Cyprinodontiformes, Nothobranchiidae. Gene Ontology annotation, biological process: protein phosphorylation. Gene Ontology annotation, molecular function: protein kinase activity; ATP binding. Gene Ontology annotation, cellular component: nucleus; cytoplasm.
UCACGUUUAGGCAGCGCGCGACGCUCUGAACUCACACACGGAAAUUAGUUUUGUCUCGUCACUUCUGGCUUUAUAAGAGAUAAUUAAGCGAUAAACGAGCCUAUAACCAGUAAAUGUGAUGCGAGACGACCAGAUUUUAUGUAGCGUUGUUGUUGUUUACCUCUUAUGAGACGAGCUGCGUCCGAGAGGGCUGAGGGCUAAUAUGGAGGAGUUGUACACCCUGGAAAGGGAGGUGGGCCGGGGCAGCUAUGGCGUUGUCUUUGAGGGACACAUGUCCAGAACGGGACACCGGGUGGCUAUUAAACGGCUCCCCUGCAGCAACCCGGAAAGCGUCGAGCUUUACCUGCAGGAGCUGUGGGCCAUGAGGGCCACCGCUAAGACCCAUGUGAAUGUGAUUGCUCUGCACAGCUGCCUCCUGCAGACUGGACCCGGAACCCUGAAACCCCUGAACCCAGGAAAACUGCCCCUGCGUCUGGUGGAGAGUGUGCUGAAGGGCAGGGUAGGUGGAGCACAACAGGGUCAGGACAGGACUGUUAAGUCAUUCAACCUGAGGAGGACUAAUUCUGCCCCUAGACUUCAGGAUAAGACCAACACCACCCAGGCCAGAGCUAAGGUCCAGGACAAGGCUACAUCAAAUCACUCUUUAACUCCAAAGAGAUCUCCAAACAGAGCCAGGAAGAGGUCAUCCCAGACGACCAGUGAGCAGAAGGAACCUCUGCGGUGCUUAGCCCUGUGGCUUGUGAUGGAGUAUUGUGAUGGAGGUGAUUUGAACCAGUAUCUGCUCUCCAGACCUCCAGACCCUCAGCGUAACCACGACGUUGUUCUCCAGCUCUGUAGCGCUUUGGCCUUCCUGCAUGGUCUGGGUAUCGUCCAUCGAGACCUCAAACCUGACAACGUUCUGGUUUGCGUGACACCCAAAGGUCCUGCCAUCAAGGUGGCGGACUUUGGUCUCAGUAAGAUGAGUGCAUGUGUGGUGAAUGGUGAUCCGACCAGGCAGCACUUCUCCUCCACCUGUGGUUCUGACUUCUACAUGGCCCCGGAGGUCUGGGGCGGUCUCAGCUACACUGCCCAAGCAGACAUCUUCUCCUUGGGGGUGCUCUUCUGGGCCGUCCUGGAGAGGAUCACGUUUAUGGAGGAAGGGUCUAACCAGGAGCAGCUGGGUGCAUACGUGUGCAAGGGUCGCUGGCUGAUGCCACUGGGAGAAGCUCUGUGGGAGAAUGCCGACCUCCAGCUGUGCAUCCCUAUGAAGAGUAGAAGGGUGCCCCCCCCUCCCGGUCCAGGCAUGUGCUCCCUGCUUGUAGACAUGCUGGCCUCGGACCCGGACGCUCGGCCGUCGGCUGACCAGCUGGAGGCCAGAGUGCUCUCCGCUUUGGAAGAGGACUCCUGCUGACUGACUCGAUACCCAAGAUAGCUGGACUUGACUCUGCCACAGACUCGGGGGCAGCAACAUCAGACGCGAUUGUAGAAUUAGAUCAAAUAUUGUGUUUCUGUCAUGGAAACUGAGAAGAGGGAACUUAGCAACCAGCUCAAGUUUCUUCAUUCUUCAUUUGAGCAUGAAUCUGCUGAUGGACCUGCUGGCACUCAGGUGUGAAAGCUCCACUUUCCCCUGUUUAGAUGGUUUUAUGAGCUGUUGCUCGUCCUGCUCUGACCACACAGCUGGUGUUUAUAGUUUUGUCUUUUUGUAGUUUUAAAAGUCUUCCAGAGCUUUUCUCAUUUCCAUUUAGCCCUCUUAAUCUAAAGGACAGACAUCCUUGGAGCAACAUUAAUAUUUAUACCCACUGUGUUUGUUGCAUUUUGCAGAAAUAUUUUUACUUGUGUGAUAAAUCGAUGAAAUAAAAACCCAUUUUAACCUAAAA